GUCGGGGAGGCCAUGAUGAUGAUGAUGAUGAUGCGCGGCUGGUGGUCUGGUGGUGGCAGGACCCAGCUGGUCCACGUCCUCCCGGUUCUCCACAUCAAGCUGCCAUUUUUAACUGUUCUGUUUCUGGCAAUAACGACCCGUGUCCAGUCCAGGUUCCGGUUCUUCUGCUGUCUCCACAAUAAAGGUUCUGUUGGUUCUCCUGCGUCCCACUCCAGUCUUUCCAGCGCGUGCGUGGCUCGCUUCCGGGACCGAGGCCGCGUUUUGGACUGGCUCCUGACCUCACGCCGCCGAGGGUUCGGCCCAGGGCAGGAGCGCGGGCCCGGAACUUCCCUGGCGCAGAUGACGUCACGCGGCGAACGCGACACCUGGCGGCUAACGCGUUAGCAGCGACGGCGCCGUCACCAAACAGGUGAGUCGGACCGCCGCCUUCCGGACCGUUUCCACUCUCGCGCGACCUCUCGCUCCUGUUUCGUGGUCGGCCUGGACUCGGUUGGGUUCGGAGAGUUGGUGUUGGGACUUUAUUGAAACUUGGUGGGGGCUAGCAUGUAGCCUGCUAGCAGCAGCGGAACUUCCCCGGCCGGACACUUCCUCAAGUGUGGCCCCGAACUGGCCCUCGUCCGCGCGCUGGAGGGACCCCGGCGCCCGCUGCUGCUGCUGUCGGCCGGGUGGAACGUCGAAACGCUUCGGCCGUCCGCUUCCCAAGUCCCGGCGUGGUGCGCCUCUGCUUCCGCGUCGUGUUGCUCUCAGCCCCAGCGCUCGAGUGGGAAGUGGAGCCGCGACGUUGACGUUGUCCAGCGACGGACACCAAGUCGGAGUAACUUCGAGCGCAAGUUUGGAGCGUCGUAAAGCCAGACGUUCCGAGGCAACAGUGGGCUUCCACGUCGCGUGUCGGGGCGCAUUUGGAGGGUCAGCCGUCUCUCAACCGAAUGUCAAAUACGCUGACGGUGACAGACGAGCGCGUAUGACGUCAUGACCCGCGCCCCGCUCCGGAGUACCCGGAGGGCGAACUUGGAAGCGGGGUGCUGAUCUGCUGCGACCUCUCAACUCCAGCGCUCAACUCCGGUGCGUCCGGGGGUGACGCUUCGGCUCGCUCGCGCUCCGCCAGCAGGUAUGUGGGCGUCCUGCUGUAACUGGAUGUGCAUGGACUCCGACUCAGACGCCGCCGUGAACGAGUCCGCCGGUGUCCAGCAGAGCCGGCGCUCCUACACCAACUCCGCCUUCGGCGGCCAGCCGCCUCACCCCCCCGACCUCAGCUGCACGUCCUGCGGGGGGCGCUUCGACGCGCCCUCCUGGAAGCACGUGUGCACCGACUGCGGGAAGAACUUCUGCGGCCGAUGCUCCGCCCAGCUGGAGUCCCGCCCCCGCCUCUGCCACACCUGUCAGCGUUUCUAUGGCAACCUGCUGCAGCGGGCAGAGCUGAUGAAGCUGAAGGUGAAGGAGCUGCGCGACUACCUGCACCUGCACCAGGUGUCCACGCACCUGUGCCGAGAGAAGGAGGAGCUGGUGGAGCUGGUCCUCAGCCAGCGCUCGUCUCCGUCCUCAGGCUCCUCCCCGGAGACGCCGUCGUCCGACCCCCCCUCCGUGACCUCCGACGGUCUGGACACGUCCUCCACCACCCUUGACCCGGAACCUGUCCUGCCCGAAACUUUGGCGACGCCCCAAGAGGAGUCGGCGGGGGGGCGAGGAGGAGGAGGAGGCACUGAGGAGGAGCAGGUGUCGGACUCGGAGGAGCCCCCGGCGGCGGGCCGCAGGGCGUCUCUGUCGGACCUGAGCUGCGCCAGCGACAUCGAGGAUCUGAGCGUCCGGCAGCUGAAGGAAAUUCUGGCCCGGAACUUUGUCAACUACAAAGGGUGCUGCGAGAAAUGGGAGCUGAUGGAGCGAGUCAGCCGCCUGUACCAGGACCAGCUGGACCUGCGAGGGGGCAGUGGUGAGCCUGAGGAGAACCUGUGCAGGAUCUGCAUGGACUCGCCCAUCGACUGCGUCCUUCUGGAGUGUGGUCACAUGAUCACCUGCACCAAGUGCGGCAAACGGAUGAGCGAGUGUCCCAUCUGCCGACAGUACGUGAUCCGCGCCGUCCACGUCUUCCGGUCCUGAGCCUGGUUCCGGGCCGGAGCGCAGGUACGCCCCCCCAGCCGCCUGCGGAGGGGGCCACGCCCGGGACCUGAACCUGUGUCACGUGACCCGAGGCAAGCGCCCGCCGGGCCUUUGGUCUCCAGGCGGACAAAUGAUUCCUGUUCUGAAGUGGCACCAAUCAACAAGCCGAACUGGCAACAAGCAAAAGCCGCCUGCGAAUCUCACCGCUCAGCUAACCCUCGAUUGUUAGCGGCGACGCUUGUCCUGAGGUGCCGGGACGCCGCGCUCGCGCCCGCCAUUUCUCAGAUGACGUGUGACGGUUUGAACUCUUGCAUUGUCGUCGGCCUCCUGCUGUGGAGCCGCGAGCGCCGCCGGUGAAGCGCUGAAGGAAGACGGCCUCCCGACGGACUGGAUGUUUUUCGGUGUGACUUGUUUUGUAAUAAAAUGAAUUUGUGUGAAUUUCUCUGAGAGCGCGGCGCCACCGUGAGGACCAGGCUUCUUUCUGUUCCCAUGACGACCCGCGCCAAGGUGGCGGGGCACCACCCACCUGACCCAGACAUGUCGUAGGUCAGAAGCCAGGUCUGGACCGAGCCUGGUUCUGAAGAGGUCGGAUCCAGUGGGAGGACUCGGGACUCCUGUCGCCCUCCUGUGAACCCCUGCUGUUUUUCAGGGCGGCUGGUGUGGUGUGACCAGGUGGCGUCACGCGUCCCACAGAUGGCAGCCUGGU
Molecule: messenger RNA, 2800 nt
Organism: Synchiropus splendidus (mandarinfish)
Lineage: Eukaryota; Metazoa; Chordata; Actinopteri; Syngnathiformes; Callionymidae
Gene: rffl
Product: ring finger and FYVE-like domain containing E3 ubiquitin protein ligase
Exons: 6
Coding region: 1111-2094 (327 amino acids)
Biological process (GO): protein K48-linked ubiquitination; negative regulation of extrinsic apoptotic signaling pathway via death domain receptors; proteasome-mediated ubiquitin-dependent protein catabolic process
Cellular component (GO): cytoplasm; plasma membrane
Molecular function (GO): ubiquitin protein ligase activity
Source: RefSeq, a predicted model, not a curated record